AAAUAAAAUGAUCUCUCUAUUGCAGAGACACUAAUGGAUAUCUAGCUUCAGUCUCUUUUUCUAUUGUGUUUUUAUUUCUCUUACGUGUCUACCCCUACAAAAUGUGAGAUGCUACCUGACUCUAAGACAGUAGACCAUGGGCCCGUGACAUUCUGCUUGAAGAAUGUCUGGAAAUGCAGUUACCUUUGAACUCUUACAGUGAGAACGAGGUCGAGCUGAACAGUUCCAACGCAAAGAGAGACACCAACACCUUUUUGGAGGCGGAGCAUGUUAUACUACAGAUUUACCCUCCUUUUCUCUUAAUCCUUGGUAUCACGGGCAACAUGAUCACCAUAUUGAUUCUCAGGUCGAAGUCGCUCAGGCAUAACUUUGUGGCUAUGUACUUGACCUACUUGGCCUUUAUUAACAUCCUAAACCUGGCCAUAGGCACGACGCGGUUGUGGAUUAUCGGACUCAUUGACUCGGACAUUAGGAACUUUUCAGUGUACACAUGCAAGAUCCACUUUAUUCUGACAUAUGCCCUACACACUACUUCGAACUGGUUGAUGGCCGCUGUGACGUCAUGUAAACUGUUGUAUGUCCAAGACCCAUCCAGGGCCACACGCAUCUGUUCCAAGACUUUUGUUCACGCGCUAGCCAUCUCCAUUAUAAUGUGCGUGACAGCGUUCGAACUCUAUCUAUCACAACAUCACUACAUCGCCAUCAAAGCCGCCCACUCGGAGUCUGGGCGUCUUCUCUCUUGUGAUCUCAGCCGCGACAACAUCUACCACAUCCUUCAGAUCACCAUUUUCUUCAUCGUGCCUGGCUCACUCAUUAUCCUCAUGAACAUCGGCAUCCUCAUCAAAGUGGGCUCCUACCGGCGCUUCGACCACUUGAAGACUCCUGUGGUGGUCAAGAAAGAAAGGAUGGUUCAAAUACUUGCUGGUAUUCUGUUUGCCUGCGACAUUCAAAUAUUACUGAACGAACUUCCGUACGCCAUGCAACAUUUGUUUGGACCCAAGAUGUUUGAGGAUACUCCAGCAGGCAGAUAUAAGUUUAAUUUUUUCUACCAUGUCUCUGCCAUGAUGCUCUACACCAACUGCUCCAUUAACUUUGUCAUCUAUUGCUUCUUUGGGGAUCACUUCCGUGAGGAGCUGCGCCGAAUAUUCCGCCCCUGCCUGUCUCUCGUGUGUGUGCCACGCAGUCGAUGGGUCGAGUCUACAGUGGAUGAGGAUGGGAUGAGUGAAGAGCACCAUCACGUCCAUGGGUUGGCGCCCAGGAGAGUCAAAGUUACAAGUAAACUUAACAGCGACGACUUUAAAAGCAAGUUGUCUCUCUUGAAUCUUUUUGACUCCGCCCAUGCUGAAGCUCGCAGAGAAAGAUCCCAGGCUAACGUUGUCGAAAAACUAAAUACUCUUAAAAUCCAAGACUCCGCAGUCUAAAUCCUGGUCUGUGAUGUCAUGUGCUAAGCUGACAUAUGCUGUUGAUGUCAUGUGCUUGUAAUGUCUUGUGGCACUUGGUAUCUUGGACAAGUUUUAAGAUGGUGAUGGUUUACUUAGUACUUGACUCAGCAGUCAUCACCUCAGCCAAAUUUUAAAUUGUCUCGCUUGACUGUCAACGAGUGCUCGAGUUACUGCCCUUGUAUCCAUGACGACUGAUCAACUCUAUUCGCGACUGCCGUGGAAAUGGCCUAGAAAUAAUCUCUAAGCUUUAAGUACCUAUAUAAAGCGUGUUCAAACUGAAUUAUUAUAUAAACAUAUUAACUAAACUUCAUAUGAUGUAUUUCACUCUCAUUCAUUAUAUAGUCCAUGACAUUAUAAAUGAUCCAUUGCUGUUCUUUUUUUAUUUAUUUUAUGGCCAAUUUACGCGAAUCGGGUGUGCCUUGUUUAUUUACGACUAUAGCGGUUAAAAAUAAAGAGGGACGAAACCUUUUUAAGUUAAUGACGUCAUUUAAGGUAAUUUAACCUACUGCGUCAUUUUAUCAUUUCAAAUGUAAAGAAAAAUGAGCUUAUUAGCGACAGGAUAGGAAUUUCGGUAAGGGUUAAAUAAGGCUUAACUCUUUCUCUCCGUAAUUAUUUACCACAUUCUGGUGGAAUCAACGUCAGUUAGGAGAGAAAGAGUUAAAGUGACACUGAAUAAAAGCCUGUGCUUCACAGAAGAUGUAACGAUAUCUUUCUUUGAUUCUCUAUCCUAAACAUCAAAUAAUUACAAUAUUUGAACCCUGAAAUUGUUUUGGUAAACAAAAUGUACAACACCAGUUUUAUUUCAUUAAUUUUUAAUUAUAUCUUUGGAAUCCGUAGCUCAUUUUCGAGCAUAGAAACAAUAGAGGAUAGAUUCAAAAGUAUCAAUCUUGGCCUACCGGUGUUCCUUAUAUAGUCUUAUGAGAAUCCCUGGUCAGUAUUUUUUCAUACACCAAAUCGCCUUGAUGGUCAAACAAGAGUCCAUGAAAGUAAGGGGUCAGGUCAGCAUUCUUGUUCCUCGGUUCAACCACAGUGGGUUGCCACA
Molecule: messenger RNA, 2484 nt
Organism: Biomphalaria glabrata
Lineage: Eukaryota; Metazoa; Mollusca; Gastropoda; Planorbidae
Product: C-C chemokine receptor type 1-like
Exons: 8
Coding region: 174-1421 (415 amino acids)
Biological process (GO): G protein-coupled receptor signaling pathway
Cellular component (GO): plasma membrane
Molecular function (GO): G protein-coupled receptor activity
Source: RefSeq, a predicted model, not a curated record